UACGCUCCAGUGGUGUGUACAAUAUCUUACUGCCCAAGUAGCUCGUAUAAAGAACAUAUAUUCUAUAAUGGGAAAAUCCAAGAAAGCAAAAGCGAAAAGAGCUGAUUUCAAUAAACAAAAACUCAAAGUUGGCAAAUCGAAACAAUUGCCCAACAAUUUUACAGACACGAGUUUUCGGUCAAAAACUCUGAUUUUACCUACUCAAGCUACAAUUGAAAAAGAAGAAUUCACUCAUGAUGCCAGAGACCGUGCUCAGUUCUCUCACUUAGUUGGGAUGUUGAAACAUCAUAACGCAUCUCAGAGACAAGAAUCCUUGGAUAAACUAUCUCAUUAUGUGUUAUCACAUCCUGGAUUAUUGACAACGUCUACUUCGUUGCUAGCAAAGGUUACGUCUCCGCUUAUCCUUGACGAGUCGGCUCAAGUACGAGAAAGUCUGUAUCAGUUUUUUAUAAAAGUCAUGUUUACCAUUGAUCCCAACCUUUUGGAGCCCAAUGUUGGUAUUAUGUUUUUGUAUACCCACUCAGGAAUGACUCAUAUUACUCCUUCUAUCAGAAAUGAUUCUACUCGGUAUCUAUCAAUAAUCUUAAAAGCUUGCAGGAACAAAUUGAGCUCUUCUAUAAUUUCCUCUCACUGGAAAAAGACUUUGGAGUGCUUUUCUAGUUUACUUGGUUGGAGUACUGAUUCAGCAUCAGUAAAAAGAACGUCUGUUUUUUCGAAGAAAUCUACUUCUAAUCUAAUUCGUCACAUAAGUGUUUGCAAUGAAUUUUUGCACUUGGGGAUUGAUCCGAGUUGGCAAUCAAAAACUACCCGAUCUGCUAUUCACUUGGACUAUCCUUAUAUGGAACAAAAUAUAGUUGUACACCCGCUGUAUGACCAAUUACGAACACCGAGUUCGUUUUCAUAUCUUUCACUGUUUAGUGCUGGCAAACAUGAUCUUGUUGAUAACCCUCAAUUUCGAUUUCAAAAUAUGCUGCCUUUUAUUCCUGGACUAAUAGAUUUCGUUAGGGAUGCGUGGACCGACGCGUGUCCUAUAGUUAAAGAUUUUCGAGUAGGUUCAGGUUCUUCAAAAAUCUGCCAGUCGGUAAUAUCUAUCUUAGACGUUCUAGCAGAUUAUAUACUCGCGUCUUCUUUUGAAGAAUAUAACUUGAAGAAGAAAUUUUUGAAAGUAUUUGAGAAGAUUGAUCGUGAAUCAGGCUUACUGGAAGCUAAUUUUGCGGCAGAACAAGAAUGGAAAAGCAUCAUUAAUCAGUUUGAGCGUUUAAAAAAGAAGGUCGAUGAUUUGGAAGAAGAAUGAGUGAGGUAUGGUUAUUUCUUUUUUCAUUAGUACUGUUUAUUUAAUAAGAAUAUGGGCUAUCGGU
This is a messenger RNA of Schizosaccharomyces octosporus yFS286, 1358 nucleotides long. Its product is annotated as rRNA processing protein Ipi1. Lineage: Eukaryota; Fungi; Ascomycota; Schizosaccharomycetes; Schizosaccharomycetales; Schizosaccharomycetaceae. The coding region runs from base 68 to 1294 and encodes 408 amino acids. Gene Ontology annotation, biological process: rRNA processing. The transcript is spliced from 4 exons. Gene Ontology annotation, cellular component: nucleus. The record is from RefSeq and is a predicted model, not a curated record.